CGUCUGCUCGACCUGACGUGGAAGCUGUUGCUGUCUGCGAGCAGCCUCGCCGACUUGUGGGUGCAAUAUGUACCCCUCCCACCUCCAAGAAACGAUGGAUUUGGUUGCUGUUUGAGCUGACAUGCUGGCUGACAGUACUACGGCUCAUUGACCGGAAAAGCUCUCAGUAGCGCAACGGUGGGCGUGCUAUGGCGCUAAAUUUGUUUAACUUUUUAGUUCGUCUCGAAACUGUUUCGUAGUCAUACGUGUCGCAAUGGUUUGUUUAGUGGCUUGAAGCUUAAUAUGGUGAGGGUGUUCAUCAGAAUUGUGUGGUUACACACGAUAAUGUGUUCCUUUUAAGUGCAAUGGAAUGGAGAAACAUUAUUAUGCAAGUUGGCGGCACAUAACGGUGCGGGAACACAGUGGUAAAUUCAAACUAUGGCUGCAGAUGGCAGAACGAAAGUGAAAAUCAUGAAUCAUGUGUUUAUCGGGAGGUAAUUUGUUUUUUAAUUAUUUUGAGUGAAUUGUUCAACUUUUAUGCAAGAGCAAUGUGAUUGGCAUGAAUUGCCUCGAUCGCGUAGUACACAAAUUAAACGCUGAGAGUUCGAUGUGAAAUCCGUCUGCAGUAUACAUAUAUAUGUAUGUACGUAAGUGGCGCCACAGUUCGUUCUGAAUGACGACGUUCGUUUCGAACAUUGACGUGUGCUUGGUGUGGUUUCUUGGGACACUGGCUUCGAGAACUUUGCACGUUCAUUGAUAGUUUGGACAUAAUUACUACUGUGCAGGCUGCUGUAAGACAACGUUCGAACGGUACGUUUAAUGAAGGCAAGCUGAAUGCUGAUUAUUGGUCAUCUGCAGAAAUGGCUCUUGAACGGUGCCUGGUUGAGUUCUUUGCUCUUCAAGCAAAGAGGGCUGGUGGAACCCUCACUGUAUCACAAAAUGACACAAUCAAGAAAUACGAUAAGUGUGCACCAAUCACACUGAUCAACUACAUGAAUUCCAAUUACAAUGGUUCACUGGUACGUUUCUUAAGGGGCCACACAGACUUCUUUGUCUUCACCAGCUACAACAAGGUGUGUCUGCAACCUCACUUUGAUGCAGUGAGCAUUCUGGCUAAUCCAAACAACCUGGAUAUUGUGCAGUUCUUUCUGGACCUUCUCCAGAAGAUAGGGGCAACACGAGAGCAGCCAUGUUCAGUGCACAUUCUGUCUAAGUAUAUACAAUAUAUGGACCAUGAUGCAAGACUCUUCCUUCAUAAGAUGUAUGCCAACAGCCUCAACAUAUUUUUUACUCUCAAUGUUACCCACUUUCAUGUGACAUCACCAGACCGUGGCUUCGUCUUCUUGAGGCGGCCCGUUGCUGCUUCAAAUUGCAUUGCUGCGCACCUGAGGAAAUGCUUGCACAAAAGCAACGCUUUCAGCUGUUCAAGUGGACUCAACAUGGAGCAGCUUCAGCACGAGGGAACGACGACUUGGCUUCCUGACCUCAAGCAGUACUUUAGUGAUCGAGCAAGGACAAAGCUGAAUGAUGUGUUGAACUCUUACCCAAAUAUAUUCAAAUGGCAGCCUCGUGAAAAAGUGUGGCUUCGCAAGAAAUAUGAGAAGUGGAAUGACACAUGGAGUAGUGCCGAGGAACUCUUACUUGCUGUUCACUUCAUGGAACUGUUGAAGGACAUAGGUGCCGUGUCAUCAAACCCAAUAUGCUUUAACUACAUCCUCUGCAGCACAAAGUCUGUGCCUCAGGAGUGCUCAGCCUAUCUGAAGCGAGUUUUUCCUGGCAUUGACCUCAUUGAUUUGUUUCAUUUGCACCCAGACAAGUUCGACCUCUCUACAGUCAACUGCGUUUCACUGAAGUGUGGCAGGGAAGAGGUUGAAACGAAAAGGUGCCCAGAACUCCUGUCAGCCUACUAUGCUGCCAAGCUGCUAAAGUAUGCCCCAAACUUGACACCUGAUCUCUUGAGUAUCUGUGCAGAGCAGGCCCCUAAGGCUGUGAGGACCUAUUGUGGCUCUACUGUACGACACAGGCUUCACACCGUUCUUGAUUCAGGACAGGAAUUGCUUGCCAAUGGUGCCAUAGAUUGUACACAACCUAUUGACAUGAUCAAGUCUGUCUGCGGAACACCUGUUUUUGGAGCAAACAAAAACAAAGGAUCAGGAAAAUCCAAAUAUUCAGCUUCAAAAUCCGCUGUUUCUGUGCCAGAAGAAGCCUCCACAAGUUCUUCUAGGAAAGAAAAGCAGGCACCUGUCUUGGCAAGUGCUAUUCAACCAGAACGUAAUAUGCCAAAUCUUCGAGCCCCCAUAGCAGACGUGCCAGUUCCUGCCGCAGGCAGCUUGACACCAUCAGAGUCGCUGAAACCACACUACAGAUGGCCUAAACCAGGGAGCCAAAGUGAACCGAAGGAAUGUAUGGCUUCGUCUGGUACUCUAGUGAGGUCCCACUCGCUUGUUUUAAUACCAGCAUCACACAGCAUGGAGCUGCUGUCUCAAGAGACAUCUGGAGAAAACUGUGUUCCCGAGUUGGGGAAGAAUGACAGCAGAAAGUCUGCGACUAUGAAAAGAUCCAGCUCUCUUGUGUGUUUGGCACUGAACAACUCUGCUGAUUCAGCAACAAAGUUGCUAGGCGACAAUGCAGAAGCUCAGAAAAACUCCUCCUGUGUACAGCUUUGUGGCAAUGCAGCAGAGAUUUCGGCACUGUCGACUUCACUUGAAAGCACCAGUAGUUUAGCAGAGUGCAAGAAACAGUCCCAAGAACAGACAAGCACAGUUGACGAGAAUGUUGAGGAAGCAAAUGAUGCAGACGUGAUUGAUGAUGACCCCGAUUCCUCACCUGACUAUGUGUACAGUAAGAUGGAGUCCGUGCUGUCAGAAUUCAUUAAGAAACGGCUUGAAGCUAGUCCUACUCACUCAGAGAAUUUUACAAGCUUGCAUGAAGCUGUGACCAAACAUUUUGGACCUAUGUGUAAUUACGAGAUUCAUCUAGCGGUGCUUUUUUGUGUGGGAACACUCAGUUUUGAUGGACAAAACGUACACUAUCACCCUGAUUAGCUAGUAUUAAAGUUGCUGCAAUGGCAAAUUACUCAGUAGCAGCAGUAUUGCUUACUUGAAUAUUAUUUCUGUUGUACCAUGAGCUGCUUUUAAAAAUUACUUGUUGCAAAUUUCACUGCAAAUUUAUUUUGGAAAAGCCAAAGCAAGUUGCUUAUGUCAUUUAUGUUGUAUGAAAUUAAAAUAUUUAUUAUAU
This is a messenger RNA of Dermacentor silvarum, 3216 nucleotides long. RefSeq lists its product as uncharacterized. The record is from RefSeq and is a predicted model, not a curated record. The transcript is spliced from 2 exons. Lineage: Eukaryota; Metazoa; Arthropoda; Arachnida; Ixodida; Ixodidae. The coding region runs from base 840 to 3023 and encodes 727 amino acids.